Messenger RNA from Amphibalanus amphitrite, 777 nucleotides. Its product is annotated as glycine-rich cell wall structural protein-like. The record is from RefSeq and is a predicted model, not a curated record. Bases 51 to 611 code for a protein of 186 amino acids. NCBI's taxonomy places the organism in Eukaryota, Metazoa, Arthropoda, Thecostraca, Balanomorpha, Balanidae. The transcript has 2 exons.
UCCAAAGACAGUGGCAGCACAGCUCCAAAACCUUCAUUUUCCAAAUCACCAUGAAGCUGGUCAUCCUCCUCACCCUGGUGGCUGCUGCCGCUGCCAGCUUCUCCCCCUACUACUACUACAAAAACAACUACUACUACCCUUACCACCGGGGUGGCUUCCGUGCCCUGAGCGGCCUCGGUGGCCUGAACAGCUUCGGUGGACUGAACAGCUUCAGUGGCCUUAACAGCUUCGGUGGACUGAGCGCCUUCGGUGGCCUGAAUGGCUUUGGCAAUGGCUUCAGAAACUUCGGCAGCUUCGGCCAUGGAUUCAACAGCAACUUCGGUCACGGAUUCAGCGGAAACUUCGGCCACGGCUUUGGUGGAGUCAGCAGUGCCUUCGGCCUUGGACUCGGCAGCAACUUCGGCCUUGGACUCGGCAGCAACUUCGGCCUUGGACUUGGCAGCAACUUCGGCCUUGGCCUCGGCAGCAACUUCGGCCUUGGACUCGGCAGCAACUUCGGCCACGCUUUCGGUAAUGGAUUCAGCAGCAGCUUUGGGCACGGCUUUAGUGGAAUCGGACGCAGGUUUGGUAGCAGGGGAAGGUACGGAUGCUACUACGGAUACUACUGCUAAUCGCGCCCAUUUUCAUUCAACACUUUCCAACUACCCUGUAACAAUGGCCGACUGUUAAGCUGACAAUUGACAACUUAGUAUGCCGCGGUCUCCUCUGUGUGUGCGAAAGUGUGUGAAUUGGGUGUUCCAGUAUGAGUGUGCUUUCUUGCAAAUAAAUCAUAUGCAG